AUGGAUAGCCAGCGUGUCCUCUCGUCUUACCGUAAGCGUUUUGGGACUCAGAGCAGCCCCUCGGCCCCGCUCAUCACCAGGAGCCUCGGGCGUCUGUCCCUGCACAGCACCCCACGCCACACGGUCCUGUCCAGCCCCAGCGUUUCCCGUCUGUCCCUGGGAACCGAGAGGCUCGACUUCUCUACGGACUCGCUGCUGAAGGCUCAGUACCGUGAGACGCGCACCAAUGAGAAGGUGGAGAUGAUGGGCCUGAAUGACCGCUUCGCCAGCUAUAUCGAGAAAGUGCGUUUCCUGGAACAGCAGAACAAGGUACUGGUGGCUGAACUGAAUCAGCUACGUGGGAAGGAGCCGAGCCGGCUUGGGGACAUCUACCAAGAGGAACUGAGGGAGCUGCGCAGACAGGUGGAUGGCUUGAACAAUGCCAAGGCACGGCUGGAGAUUGAGAGGGACAACCUGGCGGCUGAUUUGGGCACACUGAAGCAAAGACUUCAGGAUGAAACAACGCUGAGACAAGAUGCAGAAAACAGCCUGAAUGCAUUCAGACAGGAUGUGGACGAGGCGGCUCUGAACAGGGUGCAGCUGGAGCGGAAGAUCGAAGCUCUCCAGGACGAGAUCAAUUUCCUGAAGAAAGUCCACGAGGAGGAGAUGCGGGAGCUGCAGGACCAGUUGAACGCCCAGCAGGUCCACGUGGAUCUGGACGUGUCUAAACCGGACCUGACUGCGGCACUAAGGGAGAUCCGGGUUCAGUACGAGGCCAUGGCGACCUCCAACAUGCAGGAGACUGAGGAGUGGUACCGCUCCAAGUUUGCGGAUCUGACCGAAGCGGCCAAUCGGAACGCAGAGGCUCUGCGGCAGGCGAAGCAGGAGGCCAACGAUUACCGCAGACAGAUUCAGGCCCUGACGUGUGACCUGGAGUCUCUGCGUGGAACCAAUGACUCUCUGGAGCGACAGCUGCGUGAGAUCGAGGAGCGUUUCUCCACGGACACGGCGGCCUACCAGGACACGGUGGCGCGCCUUGAGGACGAGAUCCAGGGUCUGAAGGAGGAGAUGGCGCGACACCUGCAGGAGUACCAGGACCUCCUCAACGUCAAACUGGCACUGGACAUCGAGAUUGCCACCUACAGGAAGCUGCUGGAGGGAGAGGAGAGCCGGAUCACUGUUCCUGUGCAGAGUUUCGCCAACAUUCAGUUCAGAGAGACCAGCAUUGACACUAAAACCCCUCCUGAGAGUCUCACUAAGAGGAGCAUCAUCGUACGAACUGUGGAGACGCGUGAUGGAGAGAUCAUAAAGGAGUCGACCUCGGAGCGAAAGGAGCUGCCGUAAGGGCGUGGCCGCGUCGAGUGUGGAGCGAGCGGCCUGAACCGCUACACACACACACACACACACAUGAGGAAUACACACUGAGCGCUGAGAUAACACUCAUAAACAACAUCAAUAAGUGUUAUAGUACAACAAUUAACACAAUUAACAAAACAAUAUAUUUUGCAAGUUUUAAGCCUUUAAUCUUAAAUAGUCGUUUAAUCUCUUAGUCAUUUACUAACAUCUGUCAGUCAAACUGAGUGUUUAACAAAGAAGGAAAUUCUUUCUCUGAUUAACGUAGGUAGGCUGUUAGAGAAAGGGUUCAAAGUGACGUCGGAUUGGAUCUAAUUAAAGAGAUUGUGUUUAAUUCCUGCUCAAGUAGACCAAGUGCUGCCUCCGCGUGACGUCAGAAUCUCUGUAAUUUAGGGUAAACUGCAUGGUUUCAAUGACUGGUGCUGUGGAAAAUUUAUUUUCCUAAAUAUUACUUACUUCUGUCAUCAUGACGCCAAAGACAUAAUUAGUCAUGGAUGUUUAAAAUUUUUAAAAUAGAAAAAAAAAAAAUGUUCAGACACAACAAUAAAAAGUGUUCGGAGAUACAAAACAGCAAAACUGGCGUACUCUAAACGUGGGCGGGACAUACUGUCUCUCUCUCCUGUCAAUCACAGUGAAGCUAUACAUGUGGAAAAGAGCAAAAAACGUUGUCCUCUAAUUUCGAAAAGAUGCUAGCUUGCUAGCUUUAUACGUUAUACUUCUUAGCCUUCACCUACAGUUGCUACAGGUGUCACAUGAUUCGGCUGAAGUAAAGACCAUGUGAAAACGUGCAGCACAAAAAAAAAAAAAGGAAAUAAUAAAAAACGUUAAUAUCAAAAUAGAUACCGAGCUAGCGAAGUACCCUAGCGAUAGCUUCAUAUUAGAAACAAUAGGAAGACAGGACACAUCCGAUGUUCAUGUGAAGGCAGCACUGAGCAGGUAGAUGAUGUAGUGGUAAUGUAGCGUCGUAGCAUCGUUCAGUAGUAUAUGUCUUAUUGUCAAUUAAACCUUUCAGUUAUGUUUUUUUUUUUUCUUUUAGAGAGGAUGAUUGUUGUCUAGAUUUGAGUAGGUGUGGAACAGACAGCGAGAUGUAGCUUCAUGUCGAAGUGGUCUGCACAGACGUACAGAAUCCGGCGGGUUUUAGGACAUUUUGGGAAUUUGAAAAGUCUUUUAGAAGCGUCUUAGCGAGGGGGAUUUAUCAGAGGUGCUACGUGAAUGGAUUUCUAUUUUUUUAUUUUAAACUUUGUCUGUCCUGUUUUUAAAUUUUUUCAUGCUUUACUGUUAACGCGUUUACGUGACGUCUCUUGUUUAACUCACGUUCCUGAUCUAAAUAAAGCAG
This is a messenger RNA of Clarias gariepinus (North African catfish), 2668 nucleotides long. RefSeq names its product glial fibrillary acidic protein (gene gfap). Bases 1 to 1323 code for a protein of 440 amino acids. Gene Ontology annotation, biological process: intermediate filament organization; regulation of chaperone-mediated autophagy. Gene Ontology annotation, cellular component: intermediate filament; cytoplasm; cell projection. NCBI's taxonomy places the organism in Eukaryota, Metazoa, Chordata, Actinopteri, Siluriformes, Clariidae. The transcript has 9 exons. The record is from RefSeq and is a predicted model, not a curated record. Gene Ontology annotation, molecular function: structural constituent of cytoskeleton.